Molecule: messenger RNA, 978 nt
Organism: Linum trigynum
Lineage: Eukaryota; Viridiplantae; Streptophyta; Magnoliopsida; Malpighiales; Linaceae
Source: the annotation of a GenBank genome assembly
AUGGCGGGUAUGGGAGACUGGUACGUGGGCACGGCGCAGGACGCCGUGAGAAUCCGUCGGCUAGAGAAGCAACGAGAAGCUGAGCGCCGGAAAAUCGAGGAGAUGAAGACGAAAUCCGCCUCUGACAAAGGCGGGCCUGGACUUCUCCAGUUCGGGUCUAGUACAUCGGAGAUUCUCGAGACUGCGUUCAAGAAAGAAACUGUGGGGUUGGUUACAAGGGAUCAGUAUGUCGAGAAGAGAGUUACUAUUCAGAAUAAGAUUGAAGAAGAAGAAGAGAAGGAGAAGCUGCAAAAGCUGCGGCAAGAGAAGAUUAAAGGGAAUUCAAAGCUUUCAUUUUCUGAUGAUUCUGACGAUGGAGUGGAAGAUGAAGAUGGUGGAAUCGAAGAUCCUGUUCAAAGUAAGCUGGCUCGUGGUAAAUUUGGCAAAGAUCCCACUGUUGAAACAAGCUUUUUGCCUGACAGUGAGAGGGAGGCUGAGGAGCAAGCUGAACGUGGAAGGUUGCGGAAACAAUGGGUUCGUGAGCAGGAGCAGAUUAAAAAUGAGGCCCUUCAAAUUACAUACAGUUACUGGGAUGGGACAGGCCACCGCAGGGUGAUCCAGGCGCGAAAGGGCGAUAGCAUCGGAGAGUUUCUGCUGUCUGUUCAACAGCAACUUGCACCCGAAUUUAGAGAAAUAAGAACAACUAAUGUUGAAAACUUGCUCUAUGUGAAAGAGGAUCUUAUCAUUCCUCAUCAACACAGCUUCUAUGAGCUCAUAGUCAACAAAGCUAGGGGAAAAAGUGGACCGCUUUUCCACUUUGAUGUGCACGAGGAUGUGCGUACAACUGCUGAUGCAACCAUAGAGAAGGAUGAGUCCCAUGCUGGUAAAGUGGUUGAGAGGCAUUGGUAUGAGAAGAACAAGCAUAUAUUCCCUGCAUCAAGAUGGGAGAUAUAUGAUCCCUCAAGGAAGUGGGAGCGUUACACAAUCCAUGGUGUCUGA